Molecule: messenger RNA, 2770 nt
Organism: Plasmodium vivax (malaria parasite P. vivax)
Lineage: Eukaryota; Apicomplexa; Aconoidasida; Haemosporida; Plasmodiidae
Exons: 2
Coding region: 692-2770 (692 amino acids)
Source: RefSeq, a predicted model, not a curated record
GGAGCGGUGGGCACACGCGCUAGCUGAGCGGAGGCGAACCGGGGAAAAGGGAAAAAUACAAAAAAAAAAAAAAAAAAACAAACAAACAAAUAAGCAAGCAAGCAAACAAACAAACCAAGUGCAGCUAAAUUGGUGUAAAGUGUAAAGCGUAAAUCAGUCGGGCCAAGGACACUGAACGCCAUGCACACGUGGGGAAGUUAAAAACGCAGUAACGAGAGAACCCCAGACAGGUGUACCCAAUUGAAUGAUACGCACUUUUGCCGUUUGGCCCAUCAAGACACCCUCGCCGCACGACCCAUGUGUGCGGAGUUUGCUCGCGAGAAACAUGAGAUCGACUUGGUAGAUAUAGACAUAAAAACACACAAGUGCGUUUUUCCCCUUUGAUGCAUUUGCGCUUAGUUGGUUUUUCAAAAGGUGCAACGUUCGGAAUUGGCAGGAGUGUCUGCGUGAAGAGAGUACUCCGAGGAGGGAAGCGAGUGAAAGGUGCAGUGUGAACAGCAAGGGGGGGAGCGUCCGAAAAUCGUAGAAAGGCAUCCACAGCGCAGUCGCAACGUUAAGCGGCACGUUAAGCGGGACGUCAAGCGGUACGACAAGCACAAACGCGCUGAACCAAAUGUGCGUACGCAGACGAAUCACUUUCGCUUAAACAUGCUCACACGCGUGUCUCAUUACGCACACGCGCAUAGGUAAAAUGACACCCCAGAAAAGCGUAUGCUUCGAUGUAGAGUACCAUGGAGAUCCGUGCGAUGUACAAAUUGGGGAUGUAGACACAAGGAAGGACGUAGGGCGUGUUGGAAGGAAUUAUGCCUCCAUUUUAAUAACGCCCCCUCAAGUGAACUGCAUCUACUCGUGCAGGUGUAACGAUUUGAGUGGCGGUCACGAGAGAGACAACUCCGGUGAAGGAAAGGAGCACCUCUCCAUCCUGCGAAUUGGUAAAGAAGUUAAAAAUGAUUUGCUGAGAAAUAACCAUGCGGUGAGAAGUACCGAGUUCGGAAAGGCAGAAAUCAUAAGGUGUAAAAAGGUCAGUCGUGAGAAGGGCUCCCUCAGCAUCGAUGAGGAUAGCAGCGAAGGUGUUAGAUUCUGCGAGGUGUGUCUCCAUGCCUGCACCAUUACAGAAUGUAAAUCCCCCGGUAGAUCUAAAAACACGGAGGAAUAUCUCCAGGGUGGACGCCUUACCCGAAAGGGCAUGAAGGUAUUAUCCACCUACGAGAGUAACAGCUUGACCUAUCAGCUCAGAAAAGGUAGCACCAGUAGUAGUAGCCCAGGAGGGAGUGCCAUAUUGAAGUACCUGAAAAAAGGGAAGAAAAAGAAGAAGAAAAAAAAAAGGAAAAUAAAGGAAAAAUCAAAGGGGAAUGUCACCUCUCCAGUUGGCGAAGCAUCCAAGAAGGCUACCCUUCUGCUUAAUAAAAAUAUGCACCUGGGGAAUGACAAACGUUUGAACAGUAGCAGUGGGGUGGUUCCCUCCACACGAGAAGAGAAAGAUGAAAAUGUGAUGGAAUUAUCAAAGGGGAAGCCUCUCAACGGUUUGGAAGGGGCAAUCAGAAUCAGCAGCCAUGGGAGAGAAAACGCCCCUAAGAUAAUGCCGCUAAUAAGCUGCAAAAGUGGGAGAAAAGUUUUUAGGUCCUAUUUAAAGCUGCACAGACUGAAAUGCCGUAGUAUGAAGAUAAUAGAAAAGUUAAAAGACGCGAUGAUAAAGGAAAAUAUCGCUUACAACAAGGGGGGGAAGGAAGUGGACGCUGACCAUGAGGGUGUCACUGAUAAUGAUGAGGGUGUUACUGACAAUGGUGAGGGUGACAAUGGUGAGGCCGAUAAUGAUGAGGGUGACAAUGAUGAAGCUUUCAUUGAUAAUGAUCCUGGUCGGGGAAGGGGCGCCUCUGCCAAGCGAACAAAAGGCGCCCGCCUGAACGAAGCAGAUUACUUAGUAUACAAAUUUAGGAGGACACUAAGGAGGCACGUGAAAAAAUACGUGCAUAAAAAAAUUAUAAUUUUGGAGAGUUUCCUUCAGACGAAAAGAAACUUAGCGAGUGAGAAAAUGGUACACACGUUUAUCAUUCCUUCCAUUUCAGAUCGUCCCCAUAAAAACGCUUCUAACUAUUGCAGUUAUGUUGACAGAUAUGUGAGGAAGUUUUUCCACUCCUAUUUCGUCACGCUAGUUAAUCAAUUUUUUAAGCAUUACUUUUUUCACUAUAAGAGGAAAUGUGUAAAGAGUUACGUUGGCAGUUUUGGGUCGAGGGGAGAGAAGCUCGAUGGUGAAACCGCUUCUCAUCAUCAGCCUUUUGGUCACUCCAGAUUUGGCACCAAGAAUGAUAAUGGGGCAUGCAGUAGGGUCAUAUGCUCCUCGUGCCUUCACACAAGUAAGGCUAAUUUUGCACCCUCCAGUGGGGGAGAAGAAACCUCGAAGGGGGAUAAAGACAUGACGGAGGGGAGAAACCCUUUGCCUGUUUUCUCCCGUCCCAGUGUAAGUCGCAACCCAAAUGAGGGGCAUGGCAAAGCUGGAAGGGAUCCCUACUCUAGUUACAGAAGCAACUGCUGUAAUGGAGAACUGUCCGUUCUUGAGCCCAUCGAGGGGAGAAGCCCUUCUGGUGGGGUCUUGCAUAAGCUGCAUGUCGAGCGUUUGCAGAAGGAGGAAAACGCCCGUGUUAGUGCAAACCCUAAGAGGGGGAGCUCUCCAUGUGGUGAGUUGAAACUCGGAGCAGCAAAUGACCCGCGGGGGAGGUGUAGCGUGGGCGGAGAGCGAACCGAGGGGCGCCAGUGGCGCAAGUGGGGAUAG